Molecule: messenger RNA, 786 nt
Organism: Aegilops tauschii subsp. strangulata
Lineage: Eukaryota; Viridiplantae; Streptophyta; Magnoliopsida; Poales; Poaceae
Source: RefSeq, a predicted model, not a curated record
AUGGCGACGGGAGCCGCCAAGGGAGCCGCGGCGACGGGGGCCACGGCGGGGCCGGCCGAGGGGGCCACGGCGACGGGGGGCCACGGCGGGGGCCGCGGCGGGGCCGGCCGAGGGGGCCACGGCGACGGGGGCCGCGGCGUCGGGGGCCGCAACGGGGGCCGCGGGGGCGGCCGAGGAGGCCGCUGCGUCGGGGGCCGCGGCAGGGGCCGCAGCGCCAGGGGCCGCCGGCACGGGGAGCGCGGGCAGAGCCGGACCCGGGGCGCGGCUGGGCGGUCCGCCAGAGUGGGAGGCAGGGACGAACCGCGCCACAGGAGACUCCGAAGGGGACGGUACCUGCUGAAACGGGAACACGAGCUCAUCAAAGUACACAUGCCGCGAAGUGAAAACGCGGUGGGAGACUGGAUCAUAGCACCGGUAACCUUUGGUGUUGGGAGGAUAGCCAAGGAAGAUGCAAGGAAGGGACCGGGGCGCGAGUUUGUGAGGAGCAGUGGAUGCAGUGCUAGGAUAACAGAGACACCCGAAAAUGCGAAGACCAUCAUAAGAUGGAACCGCACCAAAGAGGAGCUGGUGAGGGGUGUAGUUCCAGCGGGAACGACAAGGGCGAAUGUUAAUGAGGAGGCUGGCGGUCGCGAGCGCGUCCGGCCAGAACCGAGGAGGCACGUAGGAGUGGAAGAGCAACGUGCGGACACAGUCAUUAAGCGUGCGAAGGACGCGCUCGGCGCGACCAUUCUGCUGAGACGUGUAGGGGCAGGUGAGGCGAAAGAUGGUGCCGUGGGACGCAAGUAA